This is a messenger RNA of Aspergillus affinis, 1599 nucleotides long. Its product is annotated as putative GABA permease. The transcript has 7 exons. The record is from RefSeq and is a predicted model, not a curated record. NCBI's taxonomy places the organism in Eukaryota, Fungi, Ascomycota, Eurotiomycetes, Eurotiales, Aspergillaceae. Gene Ontology annotation, molecular function: transmembrane transporter activity. Gene Ontology annotation, cellular component: membrane. The coding region runs from base 1 to 1599 and encodes 532 amino acids. Gene Ontology annotation, biological process: transmembrane transport.
AUGAUGGUCCUGGAGACGCCUCGAAAUGUUACCAGAGUGGAAGUUCAAGCACAGGCCCAUCGCAAUGAUGUCGAGUACGGUCGAAAGACCCUGGUGGCCCCGAAAUAUCUGGGAACGACGACCGAUCAACGUGACAUGAGCGAUCUAGGCCGAGUGCAGGUCCUGCGACGAAAUUUUCGAUUCAUUUCGAUCCUGGGCUUUGCUUGCACUUUGAUCGCUACAUGGGAAGUGAUUUUGACGCUACUGGGUGCCGGCCUGGUGAAUGGCGGAACCGCCGGACUGGUAUGGGGCUUCAUCAUCGUGACUGCGGGCUUCUCGCUCGUCUUUGCGAGCAUCGCCGAAAUGGCGUCCAUGGCUCCAACAUCCGGUGGACAGUAUCACUGGGUAUCAGAGUUUGCUCCUCGUCGAUGCCAGAAGUUCCUCAGCUAUAUCACAGGAUGGCUCUGCGUAAUGGGCUGGCAGUGUGCCAUCGUGUCCAUCGCUUUCCUCGCCGGGACGAUCAUCCAAGGGCUCAUCGUGUUGAAUGAUCCCACGUACGAAUUCAAGAGCUGGCAUGGCACGUUAUUGGUGAUAGGCAUCGCGGGCUUCUCGAUCUUCUUCAACACCUUCCUGGCCAAGAACCUCCCUAUGGUGGAGGGUCUUAUCUUGAUCCUUCAUGUCGUCGGCCUCUUUGCUAUCAUCAUUCCACUGUGGGUGCUCGCGCCCCGGAACAACCCUCGAGCUGUCUUCACCGAAUUCUACAACGGUGGGGGAUGGAAUAGCAAUGCCACUGCAACGAUGAUCGGGCUGUCGACCACUAUCACCUCGAUGAUCGGAUAUGACUGCUCUGUUCAUAUGUCCGAGGAAAUCAAAGAUGCAUCCGAAACCCUCCCGAACGCGAUGAUGGCCGCCGUCGGCGUCAACGCGGUCCUCGGUUUCAUGAUGAUCAUCACCAUCUGCUUCACCCUGGGCGACGUCACCGACAUCCUCGCCAGUCCGACCGGCUACCCAUUCAUCCAGAUCAUCCAAAACACGACCCGCAGCUACGCCGCAACCAACACCAUGACGUUGGUCUUGAUAUUAACCCUAACCGCCAGCACCAUCACCGAAGUCGCGACAGCGUCACGUCAGCUCUGGUCCUUCGCCCGAGACGGCGGCGUCCCAUUCUCCUCUUUCUUCUCCUACGUUACCCCAACCUGGAACAUCCCCCUCAACGCAGUCCUCGUCUCCCUCGCCGUAACCAUCCUCCUCUCCCUCAUCAACAUCGGCUCCCUCGUCGCCCUCCAAGCCAUCGUCUCCCUAACCAUCACCUCCCUCAUGUCCGCCUACAUCCUCUCCAUCAGCUGCGUCCUCCUGAAGCGUCUCCGUCGCGAGCCCCUACCCCCACGCCGCUGGUCCCUUGGGGCUUUCGGGCUAGCGAUCAACGUCGUCGCGUUGGCCUUCCUGCUGCCGAUCUUUGUGUUUGCGUUCUUUCCGCUUAAGCGGGAGUUUGAUCCCAGGAGCAUGAAUUGGGGGUUUGUUAUGUAUCUGGGGGUUAUUGGGUUCGCGGCGGUUUAUUAUGUGGUUAAGGGGAGGGGGCAGUUUAUUGCACCGGUGGCAUUGGUGAAGAGGGAGCGAUGA